AUGGAUUCUCUUGUAAUAGAAAAGCAACUUCCAUCUAAUAGUAUAGAACUAACUAAAUUAGUUCAUAUCUGUAGCCAAUGUACACGUACAUUUAAAGAUAUAAAUAAUUUUCGUGAACAUUUAUUUCAAGAACAUGGUGAACUCGGCGUCAAUGUUCGACAAUGCCAUCUUUGCUCUUACGCAACUUUACUCAAAUCGAAAUACGACUGUCACAUAAGAUGUCAUUUAAACAAUCGUGUUCUCCGAUGCCAAAAAUGUAAUUAUUCAACCAUUAAUAUCAGACAUAUGUCAAAGCAUGAACGCCAACAUUGUGUAUCACAUGUAGAUACCAUGAAAAUAACAGAAGUAAAACAUCCUCGAGUUAUCAGUGUGAAUACUUGUAAAGAUGAAAAAGUGCCGAGCUUCUCAACUUGUUUUCUGACGGAUAAAUUGUUAAUUCCUGAUGAGAAAAAAUCUCUCGAUGAUUUACAAAAUUCACGAUCAAAUAGUAACUAUUCAACAGAUGAAUUAAAUCAUAGUUCAUGUUCACAUAAAAAUAGUCUCCUUUCAUUACGUACAAAUGUUUGGACAUUACUUCGAAUGUUACUUCCACAAUUAUCACUUUAUCAACCAUCAACAUUAGCAGCUGGCUACGAAUCCGAUCCUUCUAUCGAUCGACUCGUUGCUAAUCUAAUUCAAAUACCAACAUUUUAUAAACCGUACCCAUCUACAUAA
This is a messenger RNA of Rotaria socialis, 714 nucleotides long. The record is from the annotation of a GenBank genome assembly. Lineage: Eukaryota; Metazoa; Rotifera; Eurotatoria; Philodinida; Philodinidae.